Capronia coronata CBS 617.96 is the source of this 831-nucleotide messenger RNA. RefSeq lists its product as uncharacterized. Gene Ontology annotation, biological process: carbohydrate metabolic process. Lineage: Eukaryota; Fungi; Ascomycota; Eurotiomycetes; Chaetothyriales; Herpotrichiellaceae. The record is from RefSeq and is a predicted model, not a curated record. Gene Ontology annotation, molecular function: hydrolase activity, hydrolyzing O-glycosyl compounds. The coding region runs from base 1 to 831 and encodes 276 amino acids. The transcript has 2 exons.
AUGAAGUUCUUCGCCACUGAGCCAGAGCAAGGCCUCUUCAACUUCACUGGUGGUCAAGUAGAUGUUGGCAUCGCCAAAGACCAUGGGAAGUAUUUGCGCUGCCACAACCUUGUGUGGCUUUCGCAGCAGCUCAGCGACUGUGUGACAUAUGGCAACUGGACGGCAGACAGCUUGACUGCGGUUAUGGAAAACCAUAUCAAGACAUUGAUCACUCUCUGGCAGGACUAUGACACGAUCGGGCCAGAAUACUUCUUCCUUGCAUAUCGGUUUGCUCAGGAAGCUGUUGAGGCGACUGGCAAGGACAUCAAGUUGUAUUACAACGAUUACGGCAUCGAAGAUACCGGCAACAAGACCCAAGCUGUAUAUGGCCUGAUCAGGGAACUGCAAUCUCGCGGCAUCCGUAUCGACGGGGUUGGUCUAGAGUCGCACUUCCAAGUGGGUGGUACACCGAGCGUGGAGGUGCAAGUUACCGCGAAGCAAGGCUACGUCAGCCUCGGGCUGGAGGUUGCAGUCACCGAACUCGACGUUCGAUUCCCCGAAGUCAACGCCACAAAUGCCACUGGCUUUGCAAUGCAGGCCCAGAACUACUACGACUCGGUCUCCAGCUGUGUCCAGGUUGAUGGCUGUGUAGGGAUCACGGUCUGGGACUUUGACGAUCAGUAUUCCUGGAUCCCGGGCACUUUCCCAGGGCAAGGGGUCGCGGAUUUGUACAACGCGGAUUUUACCCGGAAGCCAGCAUAUUAUGCUGUGGGAGAGGCGCUGCAGGGCAUCCCAUGCUCAGUCUGUUCCGCAUCGAUCUCGCAUCUGGCUCACUGCAUCUGUCAGAGAUGA